Messenger RNA from Pneumocystis jirovecii RU7, 1500 nucleotides. Its product is annotated as E3 ubiquitin-protein ligase PRP19. Gene Ontology annotation, biological process: mRNA splicing, via spliceosome; DNA repair. The coding region runs from base 1 to 1500 and encodes 499 amino acids. The transcript is spliced from 5 exons. NCBI's taxonomy places the organism in Eukaryota, Fungi, Ascomycota, Pneumocystomycetes, Pneumocystales, Pneumocystaceae. The record is from RefSeq and is a predicted model, not a curated record. Gene Ontology annotation, molecular function: ubiquitin protein ligase activity; protein binding. Gene Ontology annotation, cellular component: Prp19 complex; U2-type catalytic step 1 spliceosome; cytoplasm.
AUGUUUUGUGCACUAUCAGGGGAAUCGAUUGACAUAGCAGUAGCGUCAAAAAAAAGCGGAAAAACUAAUGAGGAUCUGUGUACAGGAAAUAUUUUUGAAAAACGAUUGAUAGAGGCAUAUAUUGAAGAAAAUAAGGCAGAUCCAGUGACAGGAGAGUCUUUGACGUUAGAGGAUUUGCUAGAAUUGAAAAGUAGUUUUUUUAGACGAGAGAAUAACAAAAACUUAUUUUUUAAAACAGCACCAAAAACGAUUCGAGGACGGCCGCCUCAGGCAACAUCUAUACCAUCUUUGUUGGCUAUUUUUCAGAAUGAAUGGGAUUCUUUGGCACUAGAAACGUAUAAUUUAAAGCAACAGUUAAAUCAAGCACGACAAGAGUUAAGCACGGCGCUUUAUCAGCACGAUGCAGCUUGUCGAGUGAUUGCACGUCUUUUAAAAGAGCGGGAUGAAGCAAGGGAAGCAUUGAAGACGAUUAAGAUUGCAUCAGGGCCUUCAAACAAUGCACCAGUUGACAGUGAACAAAUGGAUAUGGAUGUACAAACACUUCCUGAACAUAUAACUCAAAAGAUUGAUGAGACGCAAAAAGUAUUGUCUUCGAAUCGAAGAAAAAGAAAAGUUCCUACAGAUUGGACUACUACAGAGCAAGUGCAACAAUUCAAGUCUUCAAAAGUAUUUGAGCCUUUCCAAUCUAAGAUAACUUCUAUUGCUGUAGCACAACAGGGAACUAUGAUUUUAGUUGCAAGUAAGAAUAUAGUGAAAAUAUAUCGUGAUAUGGAUGAAAAUCCUGCAUAUUCUUUAGAAUGUGGUAAAGAUGAGAUCACAUGUGGAUUGUGGAUGAAUGAACUACCUAUUAUUGCAAGUUCAACCGGUUUUAUUUAUAUUUAUACAUCGCUGGAUGGAAAUACUAAAAAGAUAUCUACUCAUCAGAGCAAAGUAACUGCUAUCGCUUUACAUCCAUCAGGUGGUCUACUUGCCUCUGUGACUGUUGAUGGAGAAUGGGCAUUUCACGAUCUUUAUACUGAGCAAACUGUUUUAAAGAAUCAAUUUACCACUGCUCAAUUUCAUCCAGAUGGCCAUCUCUUUGGAUCUGGAACAACUACUGGGCAAGUUAAAAUAUAUAAUGUUAAAACGGGUAAAAAUGUCGCCAAUUUUGAUUCACACAAAGGUAUCAUUACUUCUCUUUUUUUCUCAGAAAACGGUUAUUGGCUUUCUGUUGCAUCUAGUCAAGACCCUCAUGUACACAUCUGGGACCUUCGAAAUAAUACUCAAACUCAUUUUCUAGAUGUUGCUGGAUCCAUUGUUUCACUUUGCUGGGAUUAUACUGGCCAGUUUCUUGCUGUCGGUACCACUCAGGCAACCGUUAUAUGGUAUUACACAAAAUCGUCUAAAUCUUGGUCAAAAAUACAAGAAAUUAUGCAUCCUGCUUCUCAUUUAUUGUGGGGAUCUUAUGCUGCCUCACUUGUUACUGUAAAUAACACACAACUAACUAUUUAUUCAACUUAA